This is a messenger RNA of Drosophila innubila, 375 nucleotides long. RefSeq names its product protein midgut expression 1. The coding region runs from base 61 to 270 and encodes 69 amino acids. The transcript has 2 exons. NCBI's taxonomy places the organism in Eukaryota, Metazoa, Arthropoda, Insecta, Diptera, Drosophilidae. The record is from RefSeq and is a predicted model, not a curated record.
UUUAGACUUAAGAACAUAUCAAAUUCUAGCAUAAUACAUUUUAAAUAGUAUUGAGUAAAUAUGUGCAAGCCUAUAGGAUCUGUUGUAUGCUGUUGCCUGGAAUGCGGCCUAAGACUUCUCUUUAUGCUUAUUUGUUCGAUCGUGGGCAUACUUUUGGUAAUUGGAGUUAUUGUCUACUUCGUUUUUUUCCACGAGUCAACCCGCAUUGACUCUAAUAAGUUUCGAAACCUAGGUGAUGAAAUUUACAGAAAUCGAUUCAUGAACGGUUGAAAUCUGUACGAAUUUAUAUGUAUGACAUCACAAUUUAUUGAUAGAUCAAAAUUCUUAAGCUGUAGACAAUUUAUUAAACAUUAUUUUUAUUAUCGUUGCAUUCAA